GUCUGGAACUGGUUAAAAGCCUCCCAGUUAGUCAGUUGGGCGUGUGUAUCAGGAGCUGAGGGAGGAAGCCGUGCUGCUAGAGAAACUGGGCAGUACAAAUGCUGCCAGGCACAAGGAAGGCGGCCCUGAGGACCAAGGAAGGGAGAGAAGGGCGCUAGAUAGCCGAACUCCAGGGAGGAAGAGCUCUGAGACGUGACCCUGUGGAGAGCCCGCUGUGGCUGGGGAGGAGCUCCAUGUGAAUAGUAAAGGAGCCAGAGCCGCUUGGUCUUUGUGUCUGGAGGAGCAUAAGGGCCUGGUCUGGUGGUGGUUCUACUUGCAGAAAUCAAGGAGCCUUCAGACUAGAGGCAAGGAUUAUUCUGGGGAAGUUCUCUGGCCUCAGGAGGUCAGACUAGAUUAUCACAAUGAUCCUUUCUGGCCUGGGUAUCUAUGAAUGAAAAUGUGAGGACUCUCAUCGGGACUACACAUUAAUGCGGAUUGCAGAAGCAGUGCCUGUAUAAUGUGGUUUAACGCUGUGUGCAGCUGGAAAUGUUAGUUUGCAUUCAAGGACUUGUCACUGGCCUAGGGGCCCAAUCCUGCAACCCUGGACCGUGCAGAAUUCCCUUUGGGCUACUCACCUGAGUAAAAGACGGCAGAAUGUGGCCCUGUGUUCGGAUCCGCUCAGAAGGAAACCUAGCCACCUGUAAUCGAGCGGGAAGGCCAUAGCAUUGUAGGAAAGAAACUGCACGGUCAGAUACCCAUCUUGUUCAAAUUGGCAUAGCUCCACUGAAGUCAGUUGAGGCCAGUCGAGGAUCUGACCCCAGAAACGUUACGGAUCAGCUUCUCUUCUCACACCACUGGCAAUGAGGGUAGCUCUAUGGACACCGGUGGAGUUAAGCUGGUGAGCUACAGCGAAGGGGCACGUGAUGACGAUAAAGCACCGCAAAUCAAAACGAAAAAUGGGAUUGAAAGCAACCAUCCAGCUGGAGGUGAAAGUCAUGGAGGAACAAGCAGAGAGGAUAACUGGGGAAAACAUGGUUGUCAGAGCAAGACAAACCAGGAGACACUUGUCGGUAAAAUCUCUGACAGCUGAACUCCAAAAGGUUCCUUAUUUGUCAAAAAAGAGGGGAAACUUUCUAGGCCUCAAAAAGAAGAAAAAGAAUGAGUGGAAGCUGCAGUAUCAUUCAGGUGUGAUGGCUGGAAAGCUUCAAACACAGGUGGAUGAUCUCUUAGAAAAAGUAACUGAAAAGUCCAUAGAUUUACUGGCCCAGAAACACGCAGAACUCCAGCAGUGUGAGUUUCUGGGAGAGGAGAUAUUUCAAUCAUCUAAGCAUUUUCAAUUGGCUUCCAAAAGAACCAUGAGGUUGUAUAAACUAAAACAUAUGCAUUUCCCAUGCACAUGCUGUUGCUAA
Messenger RNA from Mauremys reevesii (Reeves's turtle), 1388 nucleotides. RefSeq names its product chromosome 7 C3orf49 homolog (gene C7H3orf49). The record is from RefSeq and is a predicted model, not a curated record. NCBI's taxonomy places the organism in Eukaryota, Metazoa, Chordata, Testudines, Geoemydidae.